CUUUAAACAAUGCCCCCACCAAAGUGGCCACCACGUAGACAUGUAGUUUAGCUGAGCCGAUAUGGCUGAACGUGUUUAGUUCUAUUCUUAUCUGUGGUCUGGCCGCCCAAGUUACCUUCAAGGACCCACCAAAUUCGUUGUUAUAACUGUUCAUAUACAACUUCAGAGAAUGUACCAUGUACGAUACAUAUUUUUAAUUUAGUAAUUUACGUUUCCAAUAAGAGUAUGAAAAACUUUUAAACGGCAAAAGAAUGGUGCAUUUUGAGUCGUGACGAGUUGCGCCUUCUCUUGCGGAAGUAGCCAAAAACUCUCGGGCGACUCUUCCGGUCUACAUUUUGUAAACACAAGUAUUUGGGACACGAAAAUAACUCGUUCGUACACUUCAAAUUAGUGUCGCUAGCUGGCUUUUGUGCUCCUCGGAAAACCGCGGGGAGAUCUUAUUUCGUGACGUGACGUCGAAUUUUGGCCACAUUUUAGUUUGGGAAGACACCGAAGAAGACCUGUGAAAACAAGCUAGCGGUGUCGUCGUCGAGUGCCUGCGAGUGUGUCGCUCAUGCAGCUCUCACUUCAAUGGGGAACUGCCUGUUUUCCCAAGGAGCGGAUGAUCUGUCUCUGCUGAACGAGUCCGAGGGUGGAAGCCUGCCGGGAGAGCCGCCGCCGCCGCCGUACCAGGAGCGCCCGCAGCCUGUUCCCGUGUACCACCCCACGCCCGGAGAGAGUCGCCUGGCCAGCCAGCUGAGCGAGGAGGAGCAGGUCCGCAUCGCCCAGCGCAUCGGCCUCAUCCACCACCUGCCCAGGGGCAUCUUUGAUCCGGGCUCCGACCCCGCCGACCGCAAAGUCAAAGAGUGUGUGAUCUGCAUGAUGGACUUUGAGUACGGCGACCCCGUCCGGUUCCUGCCGUGCCUGCACAUCUACCACACGGACUGCAUCGACGCCUGGCUCAUGCGCUCCUUCACCUGCCCGUCCUGCAUGGAGCCCGUGGACGCGGCGCUGCUCGCCACCUACGAGGCCAACUGAGCUCCCCCCCCUCUCCCCCCUCUCACCCCCCAGGCCUACAAAUAACUGCACCUUGAUAGCCCAAACUGUCCUCGCUGCUGGACGCAGGUAGCCCAAGGCCGUGUGGCGUCGUGCGCGUGUUCCCGAAUUGCGUACGUGUGUUGAAACUGUACAUUACAGUAAUAGCUUGGAUCUGAUAGGUUGGUAAACUGUUUUUUUUUUUUUUUUUUUUUUCAUUUUUUAAAAAAAUUUCACAGCAAAACCGUGUGCCAAAUUGAACUAGAUGGAAAAAAAAAUACAUAAUACACACGUAGCACCAAAUUUCUUGUUUUUCUUUAAACUUUUACAUAGCCUCAAAUCUAUAUUUAUAUUUUAAGUUGAGUUUUUAUGGCACUUGGGUGUCACAAAUGUCACUUUGUGAUGUGCAAUAUGUAUUAUCAACCGCUAGAAAGCAGGUGCAAUAGACCUGAAUCGAGAUUAAUUCAUUCAUUCAUUCAUUCAUUCAUGAAUUCAUGAGUUAAUGUGACAAAAUAUGAUUGGGAUCACUUAUGAAACGAGUGACUUUGUCAAGAGCACAAUAAAAUCCUUUGGCACCAUUUCACCUUUAGAAUAUAUGAAGGAAUAUUCGGACCACUGAGAAAUGUUUUUUUUAUGACCCCAAUAUGAUACUUAUAAUAACUUAUUUUCACAACAUUGAAAGUUUUUUUUCUGUUUAACAAAUGAAAAAAAUAUUUCAACUUUAGUCUCUUCAGUGUGUCUAAUACUUCUUUAUGUAGAGAUAAUUCUGAGAGAUUGGUUUAUUUUGGAAAUGUUUAACUUUAGUUUUAUUGACUAUAAAUCUCGUGUAGUUUUCUUAUGGAGGGCUAUGAGUGUUAGAAGUGUAAUUUUUUUUUUUUGUGAUGAUAUUUGCCAGUUUAGUUGCUGGCCUCGAUGCUUUUUUUUUUUUUUUUUUUUUGGUUUGCUCGUCACCAGCAGCAGAGUUGAAUGUACCGGUGGGCGCGUAGCGAGUGACGUGUUUUGGUUUGGCCCGGCUGCGGCGCCUUGUGAGAGUGAAGGAAGUGCAGAAUCUUGUGAAGUACAAUCACGUCGACUGCGUUCUCCCGCGUCGUGUCAGUCGGUCCGCUAGGGAGAGCCACACACCAGCACUCUUCUUCUCUUUUCUGUAACGCUUUCUUUUUCCGCCGCUGCCGCUGCUCACUCAUCCGUUUUAAUUUAUAUGUGCAAUCCACAAAUGUGUAGGAAAGGUGAUUUAACCGUCAUUAAAGAUGAUAAUACAUUUCGUUGAUA
Messenger RNA from Syngnathoides biaculeatus (alligator pipefish), 2283 nucleotides. RefSeq names its product ring finger protein 11a (gene rnf11a). The transcript has 3 exons. The record is from RefSeq and is a predicted model, not a curated record. The coding region runs from base 571 to 1017 and encodes 148 amino acids. NCBI's taxonomy places the organism in Eukaryota, Metazoa, Chordata, Actinopteri, Syngnathiformes, Syngnathidae.